GCUUUCCCUCACGGAUUCACGGAUGUGCACUGGAACCCCCCGGAUUGUGGUAUCAAAAGAAAACUUCCUUCAAGUCCUGGAGAAAUGUCAUCUUCGGCUCUCCGAGAAUCGGUUGGGUCACUUCCUGUCUCGCUGUGGACUGGACGAGACGUUGCCUCAUGUCAAUUACCUGGAAUUCCUGCAGUGUCUCCAGAGCAGACGCCAAAAUGGAAGAGCGCGCCGGGCCCUGCAUGAGGCUGACUAUGGGACCAGAGAUUCAUCAAGCUCAAUGUCCACAUCCAGUGUUUUAGAGGACAAACUCCUACAGUUUCUUCACACUGAUUUUAACACCGUCCUUUCUGAAUUUAGGAGAGCGGAUACAAAUGACCUGAAGGCUCUCAGCCCCCAAGACGUCAGAGCAAUCCUAGAAAACAGAUUUUCUAUAAAGGUAACAGAUGAGGAAUUUGCACAUUUUUUGGACAAAUUGCCCGUUAAUCCUCAUGGAGACAUCAGAUAUUUGGAGUUUAUGGCCAAAUUCGAUGGCAGCGAUGGGAAUUUCAGCAUUUGGGAUGGACGGGAGACAGUGCUGACCGACUGCAGCCGAAAACCAAAGAGCGGUGCCAACCGGGCAAGUGUCCAGAGAGGGAGGAGCGCGGAGCAGCUCACAGAAAUCAUCAGACAUCUUGUCAAAAACAAUUACGAGACUCUGGAGCUGAACUUUAACGAGAUGGACGAGCGCAACACGCGGAGACUGACGGCGGAAGCCUUGUAUCAGCUGCUGAAACGAUGUGACACCCGCCCAGAGAUUUCCAGAGAAGAAGUCCGACGAAUCUGGAAGACCCUAAUUCUUAACCAAGACCAGACAGUUGACUUCUUCCAGUUUGUCCGCCAUUAUGGUUUUUCUGUAAAGUCUUCAUGUUACCCAAAUGCUAAAAUCUCUCCCCCGGUGAGAGGGGAUGGUGACUGCCUGGUUCGCUCUUUGAAGCUCAACUCUGACACCAAAAUCAUUGCAAAUUUCCUGCAGACUAAGGUGAAGCUUCUUCUUGAUGACCUCUGGGUCCAGUUCAAGGAUUCAGAUCCCAUGAAUUCUGGAUCCGUCACUAGAGAAGAAUUUCUUGACCUACUGCAAGAGCUGAGUCCAGACCUCACCAAACACCAGUGUGACACCAUCGCAGCCAAGUUUACUGACAGGCAGAACAGGAUUUCCUACGUCCAGUUUCUUCAGCCAUAUCAGACUGGAAGGAAGAUGAUUAACCAAAGUGGAGGAAAAGAAAAGAAGACCAAGAAGAAGACGACCUCACCCAAGUCAUCCAUCGAUAGCGGCCUUAAUGCCAUCACUACCAAAUUGCGACAGAAGAUAUCCAGCUCAGAGUGGAGGAAUCUCCGUCAGUCCUGCCUUAAGAUGGACACGGAUGGGUCCGGCCUCCUCAGCCUCCCGGAGUUCCGGUCGGUGGUGAAGCUGUGUGACAUCGUCCUGGAUGAGGAGGAGAUCUACCACCUCAUGUCCCACUACGACCAGGAUCUGGCUGGGAAGAUUGACUACUCCAAGCUGCUGAAAGACCACAGCAAGUGACAGACGAGCACAGGGCCGCCGGCCAUCCGCAAAUUCCUGGACCCUCCGUAAAAACAGGCGACUUCUUUCCUGUGUCCGUGAAAUAAAUAGAUGGGAUUCUUUUGAGGUGGUGGCGCCCGGAGAGCGGGUUAUUUUUGUGGCAGUUUUCUGUAUUUCACAGUUUCCAGUUGAUACUGGUAAUGAUCCAGAUACUGAGCAAUGUGCCGCUAUCGCGUCUGAUCUUUAAUAUUCAUUAUGGUUUUCCUAUUUGUCCGGAAUAAAAUAAAAAUUACAGUUGGCGACACUGACGAGCGCAGAGCGUAAUAAACAGGACUGUAAUAAAUGCCAUAACAGUGACAUCCACAGUGCCCCCAUAACAGUGACCUCCACAGUGCCCCCAUAACAGUGACAUCCACAGUGCCCCCAUAACAGUGAC
Bufo gargarizans (Asiatic toad) is the source of this 1967-nucleotide messenger RNA. Its product is annotated as EF-hand calcium-binding domain-containing protein 6-like. Bases 23 to 1552 code for a protein of 509 amino acids. The record is from RefSeq and is a predicted model, not a curated record. Lineage: Eukaryota; Metazoa; Chordata; Amphibia; Anura; Bufonidae. The transcript has 11 exons. Gene Ontology annotation, molecular function: calcium ion binding.